Molecule: messenger RNA, 903 nt
Organism: Acanthosepion pharaonis
Lineage: Eukaryota; Metazoa; Mollusca; Cephalopoda; Sepiida; Sepiidae
Source: the annotation of a GenBank genome assembly
AUGCCUCUUCUUUAUCUAUCUAUCUAUCUAUCUAUCUAUCUAUCUAUCUCUGUUCAUUACCUAUCUAUCUAUCUAUCUAUGAAAACAAUUGGGAGUCAUUUGAUGUGUGGAGGGUGGCCCCGUCUUGCUGGAAUCACUGUUCAUCUCCAUCUACCCCUCUUCGUCGUUCCAGUGAUGCUCAAAGCUUCCUCGGCACUGCCACAUAGCGCUCCGUAUUCACUGUUUCGUCUGCGAACCAAUAGGCCACGUUUAGAAAUUGCAACCCAUGUGGUGCACUUUGUUGCGUUGACAAAUUUUAUAUUUAUAUUAAACCUAUCUAUCUAUCUAUCUAUCUAUCUUGGACAGUUCAUAUCUAUCUAUCUAUCUAUCUAUCUUGGACAGUUCAUAUCUAUCUGCCUAUCUAUCUAUCUUGGACUGUUCAUAUCUAUCUAUCUAUCUAUCUAUCGAUCUAUCUAUCUAUCUUGGACUGUUAAUAUCUAUCUAUCUAUCUAUCGAUCUAUCUAUCUAUCUUGGACUGUUAAUAUCUAUCUAUCUAUCUAUCGAUCUAUCUAUCUAUCUUGGACUGUUAAUAUCUAUCUAUCUAUCUAUCGAUCUAUCUAUCUAUCUUGGACUGUUAAUAUCUAUCUAUCUAUCGAUCUAUCUAUCUAUCUUGGACUGUUAAUAUCUAUCUAUCUAUCGAUCUAUCUAUCUAUCUUGGACUAUCUAUCUAUCUAUCUAUCUUGGACUGUUAAUAUCUAUCUAUCUAUGUAUCGAUCUAUCUAUCUAUCUUGGAUAGCUAGCUUGCACAAUUCAUAUCUAUCUAUCUUGGAUUUAUCUAAAUUUCUGUCACUUGUUAACAUAAGAUCGGCUAUUGCCUGGCUUUCAUACAGAGUGCUUCUUCCCCAGGCUACACCUACCUUUUGA